Messenger RNA from Henningerozyma blattae CBS 6284, 2304 nucleotides. It is a transcript of the gene STB5, whose product is annotated as Stb5p. The record is from RefSeq and is a predicted model, not a curated record. NCBI's taxonomy places the organism in Eukaryota, Fungi, Ascomycota, Saccharomycetes, Saccharomycetales, Saccharomycetaceae. Gene Ontology annotation, molecular function: zinc ion binding; sequence-specific DNA binding; DNA-binding transcription factor activity, RNA polymerase II-specific. The coding region runs from base 1 to 2304 and encodes 767 amino acids. The transcript has a single exon. Gene Ontology annotation, biological process: DNA-templated transcription; positive regulation of transcription by RNA polymerase II.
AUGUCUACUCAUGAAUUAUAUUCAUGUACUAGGUGCAGACGACUCAAAAAAAAAUGCUCUAAGGAUGCUCCCACUUGUUCUAGUUGUGCCAAAGUUAACGAGUCAUGCGAGUAUCCUGGAAGAGCCCCAAGACGAACAAAAAAGGAGAUAGAAGCUGCACUAUUAAGAGGUGAGCUUCCUCAAAAUAAGAAGAGGAAGAAAAUUGAACCCGAUGAAUUCUCACCUAAAGCGCAAUCCCCAAUAUCAUUGACUUCAACAAGCCCUGAUUCUGGCUUGAUUGGCGAUUUGAAUUCUACUAUAUCUGUAGCUUCUACAAGUGGCAUAAGCGGUGCCACAAGCUUAGUUGGAUCAGAUAAUGCUGGGAAUAUACAUAUUAACAAUAAUACUAGAGAUUCCCUGUCAAACAUCUUAAAUAAUGAAAGAGUGAAAGCAGAAGGGUUUCCAUCAAUGAGUACUAGUGCUUCUGCUUCGCCACAAUCUGCUAAUAUCAAUGGCAAAACAACUACCAUCCAUCUAGAAGGUGUUUCAUCUUUAAUAUCAGUACUAUCGUCUCUCAAUAAUAAUAGCAAUGGGAAUCAAAACAUGAAUCAGAAUAACAAUAUCAAUAUCAAUCAGACCCCUAUUAAUAAUAAUAACAAUAUCUCAAACCCAAUAGGAGAAACUCCAGAAACUAAACUACCAGUUCAAGGCCUAUUAUCUCAACUUCCGAGAACACCCGGCUUUGCUAAUGCUGCAUUCUUAAAUUUAAAAGAUACACCAAUAUCUAAAUCGCCCUCAAAUAUUAAUUCACUAGAACAGCUAGAUGCUUCAAAGUUAAAUCUUUUCCAAGAAAAUGCAGUUCCGAUUGUUAAUUCUGCAAUACAAAGUGAAGCUAUAAGUGUGGCAUUCAAGGGUGGUGAGAAACCUGAUUGGGAAGAUGAUGUUGCAGAUUCUCCCUUGCAAAAAUUGGACAAGUCUUUAUAUGAUAAGUUUAUUGCGGCUUAUUUUCAACAUAAUCAUAGAACCUUCCCUAUGAUUGAUAAAAGAGCAUUUUUAGGAACAGUGUCAACAGUUCGAGACUUUAAUGAUAUGUCAGAAUUUGAUGAUACAUUUGCAUUUAAAUUAAAUAUGAUCAUGGCUAUUGGCUGUACUACUUUACACAGAGCUGGCCUAUUGAAAAAAGAACAUGAUUUUAGAGAACACUUCGCUUUUGUCGCUAUGUCAAAGUUUAGUAAAGUUCUAAGAUUGCAAAAUAUGGAGACAAUUAAAUGUUUAUUAUUAUUAGGAAUAUACUCAUUUUUUGAACCAAGAGGUGUGUCAUCAUGGACUAUCAGUGGUUUGACCAUGAGACUAACAAUAUCAUUAGGCUUAAAUAGAGCUCUUCCAUUGAGCAAGAUGCAAAAAGUUUCGGCUAUUGAAGUUGAGCUUCGUUCAAGAGUUUUUUGGAGUGCAUAUUGUUAUGAAAGGUUGGUGGCCACGUCAUUAGGCCGGAUCUCUGCGAUUGAAGAUGAGGAAAUAUCUGUACCUUUACCACAUGCCUUAUACGAGGAGGAAAAAGAUGACAUCGAGGUUACAUUGAUGACAAUCUCAUUAAGAAAAGUCAGUGGCCGUAUUUAUAAGUUAAUUCAUUCAACAAGUGCUGGCCGGCAAAAUAAACCUCAAGAGGAGAAAGAGCAGAUUAUCACCUCAUUAAGAGAAGAAAUUGAUGAAAUUUGUGAAAAUGAAAAGAUAAAAAUUCAACAAAAGUCUAGACAGGGUAAAAACCCAACAUCUCCUGAAGAUGGAUUAAGCAGUGAAACUAGCGGUGAUUUAAUUUCGUUCCAUAAUUCUGAUAUCUGGCUGGCAAUGAGACAUGCUCAGUUACAAAUAAUGCUGUACAGACCUUCUUCAUUAAUACCGAAACCAUCACCAGAAGCUAUUUCUAAAUUGGGAGAGGUUUGUCUGGAAUCACUAAAACAUACAUAUGCCCUAUACAAGAAAAAGCUAUUACCUCUAAAUUGGAUUACAUUAUUUAGAGUACUGACUAUAUGUAACACAAUGCUAUUCUGUUUAUGCCAAUGGGGGAUUGAUCUGGUGGAAAGUGAAAAAGAAAUACAACAGUGUGUUGAGAUAUUACAACAUUUUGGGGAAAAUUGGGUUUUCGCAACCAGAUGCGCAGAAGUUUUCCAAAAUAUUAGUAACAGAAUAUUAGAAAUAAGUUUAACCAAUGGAAAAGUUCCUAACAUGGACGAACUAACAAAAGAAUUAUUUGGUGCAAAUAAUGCCUAUCAAGAAAUUUUAGAUGAAAAUAAUGUUGAUGUUUCCUGGGUUGAUAAACUACUAUAA